AUAUCCCCAACAACAUCUCUUCAAUUGUCACAUUAAUAAGGAUCUGGAAAAAAUGACCAUAAGCCCACCGCAAAGACCCAACGGCCAGCCUAUCCAGCACGAGCCCACCAACACACUCGCCCUCCUUCUUCCUCACCCUACCUUGUUUGCACCUCCAGUCCUCGAUUUGUUGCGCGCACACUAUGAACAUUUCGGGAGAAUAGCUCACUGGGCUCCCGUAAGGGGGUUCGGAAGGGCCAUAGUAGUAUUCGAGAGCGAAGAAGAGGCUGAAAAUGCGAAAAGACAAGGUGACUGGUUGAAAUUGGACGUUCCUGUGGGUGGCGAGGAAAAGAUCGACAACGAAGGAAAGCUGAAAGACAUCGAGCUGGUCCUUCGAUUAUAUUACCUUCCACCGACAACCCUCAACCCCGACCCAGCCACCACGCACCUUGCACCACCUCCUCUUCCACACAACUUUCUCAUCUCCCCGCCAGGUUCUCCGCCUGAAGGCUGGGAACCUGCAGCGGAAGAAGCCCCUAACCGUACCAUCCUCCCUGAGGACUUGCAGCGUGCACUGGAAACGCUGGAGCUGAACAGUGGGAGCAAGGCAGAUGACGGGAAGGAGAUCAUCUUGGACGAAGGGGGGGUGAGGGUGCAAGUGGAAGAUACGACCAAACAGGAGAGAUACGGUGGGGAGGAUUAUGAAAUGGGGGAGACAUUGGAAUCUGGGACUGAUGCUUGGAAUCCUCCUAGUCAGUCUGGCGGUAUGGGGACACCUGGCUUUGGAGUGAAGAUUAUGCCCACGGCAAUGCCUCCUUUAUGAUCCGCCAUCAUCCGAGUCUUGGGAGGAGCCGAGGGAAGAGGUGGUGUAAGGACGCAAGGCAUCACGAGAGAACGACGUCAUGACCUCAUGUCAACCAGCAUUGUACAUAUAUACUUUUUGUAGACCCAAUUCAAUCAUCUCAAAACCACACAAAUUCAUGCAGUGAUAUAGAACAUCCCAUGUAUAUCAAAC
Messenger RNA from Cryptococcus deneoformans JEC21, 994 nucleotides. RefSeq names its product calcineurin-binding protein - related. The record is from RefSeq and is a predicted model, not a curated record. Gene Ontology annotation, biological process: calcium-mediated signaling. The transcript has 2 exons. Lineage: Eukaryota; Fungi; Basidiomycota; Tremellomycetes; Tremellales; Cryptococcaceae. Gene Ontology annotation, cellular component: cytoplasm; nucleus. Gene Ontology annotation, molecular function: nucleic acid binding; calcium-dependent protein serine/threonine phosphatase regulator activity. The coding region runs from base 53 to 802 and encodes 249 amino acids.